Stomoxys calcitrans (stable fly) is the source of this 449-nucleotide messenger RNA. RefSeq lists its product as uncharacterized. The record is from RefSeq and is a predicted model, not a curated record. NCBI's taxonomy places the organism in Eukaryota, Metazoa, Arthropoda, Insecta, Diptera, Muscidae. The transcript is spliced from 3 exons. Bases 28 to 354 code for a protein of 108 amino acids.
UUGCAAUAUUCUUGACUUAGUACUACAAUGCAGUUCUUAAAUAUUACAGUGUUAUUGGCAAUAGCUUUCGUUGGCUCUUUAGCCACGAAACCAUCAUACGGAAAUUCAGAGCAUCUUGGGAAAUGUGUUUAUUUAGAUCUUAUACUCUCACCCGGAGAGCAUGCAAAACCUGCAACAAAAUGUGAACGAUUCCAUUGCGAGGAAGGCCUUAAAGGAAGAGUUGAACCAUGUGAUUAUAGUUUAAUCAUUUUGGAGCCUCCUUGCUGGUGGAGUGAUGAAUUAGAAGAUCCUAAUCAGCCAUUCCCUCAGUGUUGCAUGAGAAAAGUUAUUUGUCCCCCUGACUGGGGUAACUAGACAAGGUUAAUUUAUUAAAAUUUCUAGCGUAUUUCUUAACCUUGUGGUAAUGAAGGAAUUGAUUAAAACAAAUAAAGAAUACUUUGAAUAUUUUA